Messenger RNA from Paramecium tetraurelia, 1422 nucleotides. RefSeq lists its product as uncharacterized. Gene Ontology annotation, molecular function: protein serine/threonine kinase activity; ATP binding. Gene Ontology annotation, biological process: peptidyl-serine phosphorylation; intracellular signal transduction. The transcript is spliced from 5 exons. NCBI's taxonomy places the organism in Eukaryota, Ciliophora, Oligohymenophorea, Peniculida, Parameciidae. The record is from RefSeq and is a predicted model, not a curated record.
AUGAAUAAUGUUACAGCUUCUCUAAAGGAUUUAUUACCCUCGAAUUAAAAGGCUGUAAUAAAGUUCAAAAUAACCCCUGGUAAGAAAAUAGACUCAAUCUGCCAAUGCAAUUUAAAAACUUGCAUGAUAUGUUCUCGUAAAAGAUCAUCAUCUAUGCUUUCUUUAAAAUCAAUAAAAAACUCAGUUGUCGUUGAUGAGAACUCUCCAGGUCUCAAAAGAACAGAUAAUAAAAACAAUUUUGUAAUACAAUCUAGCCUUCUUUCUAAGUAACUAUCAAGAUAAGUAUCUAACCAUCAAAUCCAAAAUUAAUUUUACAAUGGAAAAAUUAAUCAGGAAUCAAAAGGCAGCACAAACUCGACUACUUGGAUAAUGACAAACUCUCAUUCUCGAAAAAUAUCAGUAGAUAGUCCAAUAAAGGAAGUCUAAUAAUAAACUUUAAAUCCAAUGGGAAUAGGAAGACAUUCUUUUAAAUUUCUAUAUGUAGUUGGUAAGGGAGGGUUUGGUAAGGUGUGGAGAGUAGAAAUGAAAGCGAAUCGAUAAGAAUAUGCUUUAAAAGAGAUGUUGAAAACAAAAAUCAUAUCUAAGAGAUCAGUAAAUUCAGUUAUGAAUGAGAAAUUCCUUCUCGAACACUUAAAGCAUCCUUUUAUAGUGAACAUGCAUUAUGCAUUUUAAGACAGAGAAAAUUUAUAUUUAGUUUUAGAUUUACUAAGAGGAGGCGAUUUAAGAUAUCAUUUAGGUAGAAUGAAAAAAUUCUCGGAAGAAUAAACAAAAUUUUUCGCUUGUUGCAUUUUAUUGUCUUUGCAAUAUUUACAUCAGCACGGAAUCAUCCACAGGGAUGUCAAACCUGAGAAUUUAGUGUUUGAUAAGGAUGGGUUCUUAAGAUUAACAGAUUUAGGAGUAGCUAGAUUAAAUAAGGAUAGUGUUGCCAAUGAUACUUCAGGUACUCCUGGAUACAUGGCACCUGAAGUUAUGUGUAGGAUGGAACACUCCUUCCCAGUUGACUAUUAUGCUCUGGGUGUGAUUGUUUAUGAACUUUUACUUGGCAAAAGACCAUAUAAUGGAAAGAAUCGAUAAGAAAUUAGAGAGUAAAUAUUAGCUAAAUAAAUGCAAAUCAAAGAAAACACUCCAGGGAUAAGCAAUAAGGCAAUCGAUUUUGUCAAUAAAUUGCUCAUUAGAAAACCAUAAUAAAGACUGGGAUUUAAUGGAAUUGAUGAAAUCUUUAGUCAUUCUUGGUUAUAUAAUUUUCCUUGGGGAAAACUAUUAAACAAAGAAAUCAGAUCUCUAUAUGUACCUGGUAGCAUUGAUGGCAACUAUGAUUUUUAAAGUUAGAUCUCAGGCGACAGUGAGCCUUAAGAGGAUAGUUCUAUGGUGCUAAGAAGGAAGAGCGUAUAAGGGUUAUUUGAAGGAUACAAAUUCCAAUGA